CAUGCAGGACAGCGGCCCUCGAGGACCGGAGUUCGACACCCCUGAGUUAGAGGGUUGAUAACUGCCGUCGUAGUACCGCUUAUCGUGACUGCGAUUGUUAGGCUUCGCGUAGCCGGGUAACUGAAAGUAAUCCAGAGCAUGUUGAUCUUGAUUCGUAGUACAGGCCCCGGUUCUUUCUCUGAUCGUGGGAAACUAAACCCAUUCUUAUUUGUACACACACACACACGCGCGCACACACAACAGAGAGAUUCCUGUGUGUUUCCCCUCCAGACCGAUGGGGGCGGAAACUGUUCUGGAGUCAUUCUUGCAGAGGUGGCUUUGAAGAGAGCACAGACCAGUAUGCGGAUUGUGACACGUAUCCAACUGUUUACGUGUCUGGGAUAACUCAGUGUGGGACAGGGUUUUAUGCCAAAAUUCGCUGAAUUGUAACAUUGUUUCGUCUGUUGAAUGACGAUUUGAAAGGAUGGAGACAGGAGCGUGCGACGGUACUGCGGGUGCACAUUAUAUUGAGCCGUCCUCAAGACAGGAGGAGCCAACUGAGAAUGAGUGCAAUAAUGAUCAACAUAAUGCCACAAACAAGCUGUCAGGGCCUGCACCAGAGAAUGUAGCAUGGACUGACAGCAGGAUGAAACACCUGUUUGGGUUUGAAAGGGAGGACUUGUCCUCUUGGCAUCGGCUAGUGUGCCUCCUAAACCGCCCCACUGAUCCAGCCUCAUUGGGCAUCUUUCGUUUCUUAUUUGGUAUGCUGAUGGCUGUGGAUAUUACCCAGGAGAGGGGCCUAAGUCACCUAGACUAUAAGUACCUGGACGGAGCUCCAAUCUGCCGUUUCCCUCUCUUUAACUUCCUGUAUCCUCUGCCUCUUGAUUGGAUGUACCUGGUUUACAUGGUGAUGUUUUUAGGUGCUGUAGGCAUCAUGCUGGGAUGUUUCUACAGACUGUCCUGCCUCAUGUUCAUCUCAACCUACUGGUACAUCUUCUUCCUGGAUAAGACGGCAUGGAACAACCAUUCUUAUCUCUAUGGCCUCAUCGGCUUUCAGCUCACAUUCAUGGAUGCUAACAGAUACUGGUCAGUUGACGGAUUACGUAAUUUCAAGAAAAGAAAUGCUCAGGUGCCACUUUGGAAUUACACGGUUCUGAGGACUCAGGUUUUCAUUGUAUACUUUAUCGCUGGAAUAAAGAAAUUAGAUGCUGAUUGGGUAGAGGGAUACUCCAUGUCGUAUCUUGCGCACCACUGGCUCUUUGACCCUUUCAAGCUAAUUUUGCCUGUUGAGAUGGUGAACCUGCUGGUGGUACACGGAGGUGGUUUGAUUCUGGACCUGACUGCUGGCUACCUGCUGUUCUUUGACGCCACGCGGCCCUUUAGUUUCUUUUUUGUCAGCUACUUCCACUGCAUGAACUCUCAGCUCUUCAGCAUUGGAAUGUUUUCCUACACUAUGUUGGCCACGAGUCCCAUCUUCUGCUACGCUGAUUGGCCCAGACGCUUCUUUGCCUAUUUCCCGGCAUUUCUCACGGUGGUGUUGCCCUUCACAACUCCAGACCCGCAGCCCAGUAUUUCCUGUGUGUACCACGAGGCCCAGAACCCGCCUGCUGAAGCACAUGACACUGUCCCUGUCUCCAAGGCCUCCAAACCUUGGUUGAGACACAAGCUCGGAGCCCUCUUCACCAUCAUUUAUCUGACUGAACAGUUCUUCCUCCCAUACUCCCACUUCAUCACACUGGGCUAUAACAACUGGACCAAUGGUCUGUAUGGUUACUCUUGGGACAUGAUGGUUCACUCCCGCACCCAUCAGCAUGUGAAGAUUACCUACAAGGACGGAAAAACAGGAGAGGUUGGAUAUCUCAACCCAGGGGUUUUCACUCAGAGCCGGCGCUGGAAGGACCAUGGGGACAUGCUGAAGCAGUACGCCACCUGCUUGAACCAUCACCUGCCUCACUACAAUAUUUCCGACCCAGAGAUCUACUUUGAUAUCUGGGUAUCUAUUAACGAUCGCUUUCAGCAAAGGAUCUUUGACCCUCGGGUGGACAUUGUCAAAUCGGAUUGGUCCCCCUUCCAUCCAAACCCCUGGCUUAUGCCACUGUUGGUUGACUUAUCUCCCUGGAGGACCAAGUUCCAGGAGAUAGAGGGAACCUUGGACAACCAGACAGAGAUUGUCUUCAUAGCUGACUUCCCAGGUCUCCACCUGGAAAACUACGUUAGUGAAGACCUAGGCAACACCAGUGUUCAGGUGCUACAGGGCCAGCUGAGUGUUGAGGUGGUGUCAGAGAACAAAAACUAUACCCUAAAGACUGGAGAACAGAUGAAGCUACCACCUGGAGCCUACCAUAAGGUGUACACAGUUUCAACUGAGCCAUCGUGCUACAUGUACAUCUAUGUGAACACCACAGAGGCAGCACUCCAGAAGAACUUCACCAAGCUGUUUGAACUACAGGAGCGCAUCCGCAAUGGAACGGAGACAGAACCACUGCCCCCAGAACUACAACCACUUGUUUCUCCGAACGAUGAUGAAAGUACAGAGAUUAAUACAACAGAUCCAGUGGUGCGGCUGUUUCUGCGACGACAGCGGCAUAUAAAGGAGGUCAAAAAACGUAGGGAAGCAAGUUUGUUGGAGAGGCUGCAUCGCUUCUCUGUGAAAAAGUACUGGAUGUUACGACGAGGGUUCUUGAUGAUGGCCAUUGCAAUGCGAAACCUGGUGGUGGGACUUCCUCCUUUGGAACAGCUGACAAGAGAGGUGGCCUAUGCCAACAUGAAGGAACCUCAGAAUGAGGGUGGAAAGGAUGAACACCUCAAAGAAGAAGUUGGUCAUGGAGAGCUUUAGGAUAGAUGCAAGGGUUUUCAAAGAAUGCAAAGUGCCUAUGCAAAUAAGUGAAUUACUGAUUUACAUGAUGGGACUGAGGGAUUGUGUUCUAGACUGUUACCCACUAAAGACAAAUCUAAGAAUAGUUUUUAAAUGGUUACAUUUGAAAUUUGAUUUUUUUACAGGCUGUCCAUUAUUUAAAUAUGUUGAGCAGAUGUUUCAGAUUCUGUGAACACAUUCCUAAUCUUUCUGAGGAAUUACAUUACCUUUUUGUAUUAUUAAAAAGUAUCCAUAUUCCUUCA
This is a messenger RNA of Hypomesus transpacificus, 3096 nucleotides long. It is a transcript of the gene ggcx, whose product is annotated as gamma-glutamyl carboxylase. Bases 464 to 2815 code for a protein of 783 amino acids. Gene Ontology annotation, molecular function: vitamin binding; gamma-glutamyl carboxylase activity. NCBI's taxonomy places the organism in Eukaryota, Metazoa, Chordata, Actinopteri, Osmeriformes, Osmeridae. Gene Ontology annotation, biological process: peptidyl-glutamic acid carboxylation. The record is from RefSeq and is a predicted model, not a curated record. The transcript has 15 exons.